AUGGACAAAACUGAAUGUAAUAAUAUAGAUGAGGGAAUCGGGAGCUAUCCAGCUGAGUUGGGGAGCAAAAGCAUCGGGCACGAAAAUGCUGAGAAAAGCAACUGCAACGGAGACGACAAUACUUGGCAGCUGCCCAUAUUCCCUUCCCCAUCGGUUUUCGGGUUUCCCACACUCCCUCCACCUCUGCUCUUGACCAACACUCAGGGGUGUGACCCGCCAGCGGGAGGCUGCGGUGAUCUUUGUCUCGGCCCGGCUCCCCACGCGAAGGCUCCUCCUCCUCCUCCUCCGCGCUCGCCACUCGCUCACACCCCCGGCGUCUCCAAGGCGCUGGAAGCGCGGCGGCCACCGCUGCCUCCUCGCCCACCUCCCGCGGACUCGCGCCCUUCCUUUCCCCUACGCCGCCCGCGCCUGCAGCUCCACCCCCGCCGAGGGGGAUCUUUGUAUCUCGGGGGACUUUCUGCCUCUUUCCUCCUGGGCCUCCCCCCGGACACCAAACGGGGAGCAAGCACCCGAAGAGGCUGCGGCUGGGGGCGCCUCCCGCGAAGAAGCCCAAAAGAUACCCACACCCCACCCCACCCCGGAAAUGCCUGGGCGCCCCGGGGUUCGCGCUGGACCAGAGGGGCGACAGGCACUCGCGAGCUCCCUACGCCGCGCCUCCCUCUCUCAACUUCCCGGCCGGGCCUGAGCCUCCAGCGGCCCCCAAAGCCUCCCGCCCCGGCACUCGGUCCCAAGCACCCUCCCGACUCCCUCGGCUCGGGGUCCGCUGGGCAGCAGGAAAAGCCCCGCGCGGUCUUCCGCCACCAACUCACCAGCAAGUGCGGGGGCCGCGUCGCAAAGCGAGGCGCGGAGGCUGAGCUGCUCUGCCGACGCCCGCGGCGACCGGAUGCAGGUCCGGGUCCCAGCGGCUGGCGGAGCCGAGGCGCCUCCGAGGCGCAGGCCUCCGCCGCUGCCUUCCGGCUCUCGCCGCGGGUCCGGAGCCUCUGGGAGGGGCCGCGAGUCCCUCACGCGUUGCCAAGCCCCCCGGACAACAUGGCUCCCGGGCCGCCGGGCCGCGCGGGUAGCCCACUAAUCCCCUCGGAGGAGCCUGGGCGGGAGGAGAGCGAGCGAGCGAGAAAAAAGACUUUUAUUGAAACGAUCCAACCAGCAGCGGCGGAGGAAAGGGACCCGCCGCGGGAGCUUCCCCCACCCCCGCCUGAGCUGUUUGCUGCCGGCAGCGCGACCCCUGCCGGCGGCGGCGGCGGGAGGGGCGGGGCCGGCGGCCCGGGGCGGGGCCUAGAAGGCGGGGCGGGGUAUCCCCGGGAAACCCCCAGCCCCUGA
This is a messenger RNA of Suricata suricatta (meerkat), 1317 nucleotides long. Its product is annotated as translation initiation factor IF-2-like. The record is from RefSeq and is a predicted model, not a curated record. NCBI's taxonomy places the organism in Eukaryota, Metazoa, Chordata, Mammalia, Carnivora, Herpestidae. The transcript has 3 exons. The coding region runs from base 1 to 1317 and encodes 438 amino acids.